Messenger RNA from Trichomycterus rosablanca, 1380 nucleotides. Its product is annotated as leucine-rich alpha-2-glycoprotein. Gene Ontology annotation, cellular component: extracellular matrix. Lineage: Eukaryota; Metazoa; Chordata; Actinopteri; Siluriformes; Trichomycteridae. The transcript is spliced from 3 exons. Bases 147 to 1130 code for a protein of 327 amino acids. The record is from RefSeq and is a predicted model, not a curated record. Gene Ontology annotation, molecular function: protein binding.
UGAUAUUUGUUUUGUGACAGAUCUUUCCAUGACCUAUAUACUAGUAAGAGCUGUUGAAAUUCCAAAAACACCAUUAAUCUGCAGGGCAUUUAAACGUGAGGAGAUUCUAAGAAAAAGUAAACUGAUAGUAAAAUAAAAACUACGAGAUGAAGUGGAUUUGCCUCCUAGCUCAUGUGCUAAUGCUCUGUUUCCAUUGCCAUGGAACCAUAUCAUGUCCAGCACAGUGCACAUGUCAUUUUGGCCUCAGCUCCACAGAGGUGGUGUGUCCUGAUGCUGAUCUUUCUCACUACCCUAAAGAUGGUCUCCCAGCUAACACCACUUCUCUGACCAUCCAGUUUACUAACUUGAGCAAGAUCUCGGCCACUGACCUGAGAGAAACACCCUUACUACAGGAGCUCCACAUACCAGGAAACAAAAUCAGCAGUUUACCUGAGGACCUGUUAAUGGACAUGCAUCACCUCCAUACCAUAGAUCUUACAGAUAACCAGUUACAUGAACUUCCUGCCAAAGUAUUUCAUCACGCCCCAUUGCUUAACCUGGUGCUUAAGGACAACCUGCUCACUAACAUAAAUGAGGACUGCCUUCCCACCAACAGCAGCCUAACAUGGUUAGAUCUAUCAGGGAACAAGCUUAGGAAAAUACCUAGUACUCUGCUCCAGAGACUGGACCAACUUGAAACUCUACACCUCUCUCAAAAUCUCUUGGAGGAGAUUCCAGCUGAGAGUCUGCACUCCCUCCCUGCUCUAGAGAGACUUCAUCUAGAAGAAAACAAACUUCAUUCUCUGGAUGCCAAAGUUUUUAGCCAUAAUGCUAAUCUAACUCACCUGUUCCUUCAAAGAAAUAAGCUUGAGAGUCUCCCGGCAACUGUGUUUCAUGAUCUCAAACAUCUCCAGUACCUGGACCUUACUGAAAACAGGCUUCAAUUCUUGUCCCCGGGCACACUCGGGUUAGGGAUUGUACAGGUAGAGUUGACCUUAAACCCGUGGCACUGUGAUGCAAAAAUGGAAUACAUGUGGAAGAGGCUGAACAUGCAGUCAGUGCAGUCUGAGCCAACAUGUGCCAUGCCAGAGAAGCUGAAAUACAAGGCCAUUAUAAAACUUACACAAAAAGAGCUAGGCUUGGUAGACUGAAAGAUACAGAAUAAAGAUGGGAGAGAAAAAAAAAUACUUGAUUGAAAGAUUGGGUUUAAUGCAGACAAAUAAGGCAAAUAAAGUAAAUAACUGGAAUUUUGAGUGGUUUAAUGGGAGUUAAACUGUUUUAUCAUUGAUUGUAAAUUUGUGAAUAAGAAACUUAAUAUGAUAAUCAAGGUUAUACAGUGAUGUGAAGUUUUCCAACACCAUCUAUUCAAUUUAAAAUAUAAAAAUAAUGCAGACAAUGAAA